Seminavis robusta is the source of this 3681-nucleotide messenger RNA. Lineage: Eukaryota; Bacillariophyta; Bacillariophyceae; Naviculales; Naviculaceae. The record is from the annotation of a GenBank genome assembly.
CCUAGCUAGAGCUACGAACCCAACAGCCCAGCACCAACAGCCUACUAGUACUGGAGCUCCUACCGUGCUAUACCGUAGCCAGUACAUGUAGAGUAACACAGUCCCAAUCGUCAGUUUCAAGAUCAGCUUCCAGUUGCUUUCAAAAGCACAGCUUCAGGUUGCUAUUUUCUAGCUAGCAAGUUGUUGCAUUCCUUCGAAUUCUCUCUAUCAAGUGUGUAAAGUAGGCAGAAGCAGUCAAGAUGACGAAGGCUUUGUUUGAUAUCGAGCGAGGAGAUGCGGAGGCUCCAGCGGCGUCGGACCCAUCGAAGCCAAAGGCCCCUGCCCCUCUUUUUCCCGUGGCACCUUCCGCGGCCACCACGACAAGUUCCAGCGACAGCGCUCCGCCGCCCUUGUUUGCGUUGCCUCCAUCAGCAACAUCGUCUCGUCCAGCUCCGCUCUUUGCGCUGUCUACAACCACCAAGGACACCAGCAACAGCAACAGCAAUCCGCCACCACUGUUUCAAAUCAACACAAACGCCCCUGUUGCUACGCCCAAGACGUCCAGCGCCCCUGCUCCUCUCUUUUCCAUCAGCAAUAACUCCGCAAGCAACCAUGACACAAAGGGGCGCAAAGAGAGUUCCUGUAGUACCAAAUCGGAAAGUGAAGACCAAGAAAUGGGACCUGGCAAGUUGGACGUCCUCAAGAAACACAGCAGUUUCCGCAACGGCAACACGAAAAAGGCCGUCAUGGUGCUUCCUAGCAAUCUCGAAAAGGACCUUGGCAAAAAGAAGCAUAGUGACUAUGACAGUGACGAUGACGGCGACGAUGAUCGGAGCGACGGUGCCGUCAACGAGCUGGCUGCCAAGUCGUCUUCUUCCGACGGCGAUUCGACGCACUCUUCCAAUUCCAUUUCCUCCCUCGCCGAACAGUUGCGCAGUCGCACGGGGUUCAUUGUGGCACUGAUUGUCCUGUUGGGUGUGGGAGCCAGUGCGGCCUUUUUGGCCGUUGGCUUGUCGGGAGCGCAGCGACAGCAGACGGAUCAAUUUCAACGAUCCGCAAAGGACUUGGCCACCAGUAUUCAAACCACAUUUGAACGAUACGUCACGGCCGCCAAUUACGUCCAUCACUAUUGUCGUAAUCGGUCCUUCUCCCGGCAAGAUUUUCGAUCCAUCUACGAGUUGCUCAUUGAAGAUGGACUCGAUUUCAAGGCGGUACAAUUCGAUCCCAAUGUGACACGAGAGGAACGAUUAGAGUACGAAGCCGAAGCACGGGCGUACUAUGCCGAACACUACCCACAUAUUGACUAUCAAGGAUUCAAGGGGUUUGACAAUGGCGUCAAGAAUGGACUGGUGCCGACCAGUGAACGCGAUUUUUACUUCCCGAUUCAUUACAUGGAACCGGUCAUUGGAAACGAAGCAGCCAUUGAUCUGGAUUACUACAGUCACAUUUCUCGUCGCCGAACUCUCAGUCAUUGCUUUGAAUACGCAGAACCCGCCAUUACCGAUCGUCUACUAUUGGUCAAAGACCCCAACGCCAAAAGUCGAUGUGGUAGCCAAGAUGCCGAAUCCUACGGAGUGGUGCUUAUGCAUCCAGGGGUCAACAUCUCGGACCCGAAUGGAGGACAGUGGCCGCGGGAUUUGUCUUCCAUUGUCAUUUGCAUCCCAGCCCUCUUGCUCCGAGCCACACACGAUCAUCCCUCGUCGUCCAAAGUAUACAUUCAUGAUGCUCAUGAUUCCAGUGGAGAAGCAGUCUUCCUGGGGGGUGUAGAAGUCUUUGGCGGUGAAACCGGACAAGGAGAGCUGCAGUAUCUCAACGAAAUUGAAAUUGGAGAUGUCAAGGGACACAUGCAUUAUCAAGAACAUUUGCAACUCACCAACAAGGUCUGGACAAUUACUGUAGUGGCGGCCAGUGAAGUGUACAAACCGACCAUUACCUUUGUCGUUGUGGGAGGAACUCUGGUGUUCUUGGCAAGUGUUUGUUUGGCCCUCUGGGUCUACACAAACACACAACGUCAUUACAAAUUCAAUACCAUGAAGGCCAAAGUGGAAGGAGAAAAGGCGGCGCUCAUCCUAGAAAAUACCCGACAAGCCGCAAGAGCUGAGCGAGAGUUGAACGACUUUAUAGCUCACGAGGUCCGCAACCCUGUAGCUGCCGCCAUGGCAGCCUGUUCCUUUGUCAAGUCGGCAGUCAACGAAAAAGAGCCUCUCGUUGAUCCUCAGAAACGAGCAGAUACGCGUGAAGAUGUGGCCGUGAUCCACAACAGUUUGCAGUUCAUUAACGAUUUGCUUCGCAACAUGUUGGACAUGCACCGGGCUUCUCACAAACAGCUUCAAGUGAACUUUGAGCCAGUUGACUUGUAUCACGACAUUCUACAAUCCACUGCUGGCAUGAUUUAUCAACGCGACUCCAAAAUCAAGGUUAUUGUGGAGUGUGAGCAAAACCUGUUUGUUCAGUCUGACAAUCUCCGUUUGAAACAAGUCAUUUUGAACCUGAGUCGUAAUGCCGUCAAAUUUGUUAAUCACGGGUUCAUCAAACUGCGGGGGUUCGUGGUCGACAACGAAGUCCGGCUGGCUGUGGAGGAUUCUGGGAUUGGUAUUCCGGCGGAAAAACGUGAUUUGUUGUUUGCCAAAUUUCAAGAAUCGCUCGAUCAGCUAUCGCAGGGAACGGGAAUUGGACUGUACCUUUGCAAGAACUUGGUAGAACUCAUGGGAGGGGAGAUUUACCUGAACAAAAGCUACAACUCGGGAGUCCCGGGCAACCCAGGUACCUCCAUUGAGAUCAAUCUGAAGAGACCACCAGUCAGCGGGGAAGACGUGGGUCAUGAUUUAGAGAGUGGCGAUGAGAGUGGCGCUGCAGCGACAUUUGCCUCGUCAAUGUCUAAUUCUCAAGCCUCGCAAGACUUUUCGAAACAGGAACUGCCAGAAACCCUACAAGUCUUGUUCGUUGAUGAUGACAACGUACUGCGAAAACUCUUUGCGAGAUCCGUCAAGAGGGUGGCUCCUGGUUGGACCAUGCGUGAAGCGUCCAAUGGAGAAUCGGCAUUGCAACUGUUGGACCAAGGCUUGAAGUUUGACCUCAUCUUCGUUGAUCAGUACAUGGCCAGCAUUGAGAAGCAGCUGUUGGGGACUGAAACGGUUUUGGAGAUGAGGGCACAAGGCGAAAACUGUCGAUUGUUUGGAUUGUCCGCCAAUGAUCUGGAGGCUGAGUUCAUCGCCGCGGGUGCUGACGGAUUCAUCAUCAAACCUUUCCCCACUGAAAACCAAGCAUUGAAACAGGAACUUCUGAAAGCUGUUUACGGGAAACGAGCUUACUAUGCGAAACGGUAAAUGACCUUGAUGCUUGGUGGUCAGAGUAAUGGGUUGCAGCCGGAUGUCCAGAGAAGCGCGAGGUGUAUGUUAAGCAAAACAGUUCUCCAACGAGCUUGCCACGAAGGAAAUUGCUUCCGCGUAAAUUUGUCGAGUCGAAUCCAUUCGAUGAGUUGACUGCCGAGGCAGAAACGAAAUUUUAAGAAGACGGAACGCCACCAACCCCAGGACCCAAGUGUCUCGGACACUUGUGCAACACAACAACCUGCAUGGUUUAAGCCUGCAAAGAAGGCUCUGAGGAGGUUCAGAAACGCCUCAUGUAUAGAAUUAGCUACGGUACUAACUCUUCCUACUUCAUAACUUGACCACACCGAGAUAAAGCGAUUUGUCUGUCCUC